Molecule: messenger RNA, 2367 nt
Organism: Ichthyophthirius multifiliis
Lineage: Eukaryota; Ciliophora; Oligohymenophorea; Hymenostomatida
Product: inorganic pyrophosphatase, putative
Exons: 3
Biological process (GO): proton transmembrane transport
Cellular component (GO): membrane
Molecular function (GO): diphosphate hydrolysis-driven proton transmembrane transporter activity; inorganic diphosphate phosphatase activity
Source: RefSeq, a predicted model, not a curated record
AUGUUUUAGAAAUUAAAAUAUAACUCUAACAAUUACAAUGACGAGGAUUAAAUAGUUGACAGAAGCAUAUACAGAAUUCUAGAAGUAGCAUCUCAUAUCGAAUAAGGAUCAAAUACAUUCUUAAUUGAAGAGUACAAAUACAUAUCCAUAUUCACAGUAUUAUUAGCUUUUUUAAUAUUUUUUACUGUUGAAGACCACUUAGGUCAUUUAUGGACUACAAUAGCCUUUUUAACUGGGGCAUUAACAUCAAUAUUAAGUGGAUAUAUAGGAAUGAGAGUUGCAGUUUUUUCUAAUUACAGAACUGCUUAUUAAGCCGCAAAUAAAAUGAGUUUAGCCUUCUCUGUUGCUUAUAGAGCUGGAUGUGUUAUGGGAUUUACUUUGACUAGUUUAGGACUAUUGGUUCUUUCUAUUUUGAUUGCUAUUUAUACUAAUAUGUAUGUUGAUGACGAUUAUCAUGAUUAUACUAGAAUGUAUGAAUGCAUUGCUGGUUAUGGAUUAGGAGCUUCCACUAUAGCUCUUUUUGGAAGAGUUGGAGGUGGUAUUUUUACUAAAGCUGCUGAUGUUGGAGCUGAUUUAGUUGGAAAAUUAGAAAAGGAUCUUCCUGAAGAUUCCCCAAAUAACCCAGCCACUAUUGCAGACAAUGUAGGUGAUAAUGUAGGUGAUAUAGCAGGUAUGGGAAGUGAUUUGUUUGGUUCUUUUGCCGAAGCUACUACCGCUGCACUUGUUAUUGCUUCAGAAUCUCCCGCUUUUUAUUACUAACCUUAAUGUAUGUAUUAUCCUUUAUUGAUUUCUGCUUUUGGAAUAAUUGUUUGCUUAAUAUGUAGUUUAUUGGCUCAUGGAAAUAAAAAUGAAUCCAUGAAUGCUAUUUCUUCAACUUUGUUUUUAUAAUUAUUAAUAUCUACUAUUUUGGCUACUCCUGCUCUUUGGCUUGCUGGUUAUAUUUCUCUUCCUGAUCGUCUAUAUGGAUUUAUACCAGGAAUCGAAAGAUCACCCUCUCAUGCUUUCUGGUGUACUGUUACAGGACUUUGGGCCGGUCUUUUUAUUGGAAUUGUAACUGGUUAUUAUACUUCUUAUUCUUUCUAACCUGUAAAAGAAGUUGCUAGAUCUUGCGAAACUGGUGCUGCCACUAACAUUAUUUAUGGAUUAGUUUGGGACAUUGGUCUACAUUUAUUCCUGUUUUAUUACUCGCUGCUACAGUUUUUACAUGUCAUAGUCUCUUAGGAAUGUUUGGCUUAUCUUUAGGAGCUCUUGGUAUGCUUUCAACUAUGUCAAUAAGCUUAGCUAUUGAUGCCUAUGGUCCUGUAAGUGAUAAUGCAGGAGGUAUUGCUGAAAUGUGUCAUAUGGGUGAGAAUGUAAGAGCAAGAACUGAUGCUUUGGAUGCUGCGGGAAAUACAACUGCUGCAGUAGGAAAAGGUUUUGCUAUUUGUUCGGCUGCUUUAGUUGCUUUAUCUUUAUACGGAGCUUUUAUUAGUAGAGCUAAGCAUCCAGAAAAUAAAUAUCCUUUAACUUUAGGUGUAGAUAUUAGUAAUGGUUUAACUUUUGCAGGACUUAUUGUUGGUGCAAUGUUGCCUUUUGCCUUUUCAGCACUUACUAUUAAAUCAGUUGGCAAAGCAGCUCUUUAAAUAGUUUAAGAGGUCAGAAAUUAAUUAGAAGCAAAUCCUCUUAUUAUUACUGGAUAGGUUCUACCAGAUUAUAAAAACUGCAUCAAAAUUGCAACUGAUUCUUCUAUUAAUUAGAUGUUUGCUCCUGCUGCUAUUGUUAUAGGAUUCCCCUUCUUUACUGGUUUACUUUUCGGUCCAUCUGCUGUCGCUGGUAUUUUACCUGGAAUUCUUGUUUCUGGUGUUUCUAUGGCUAUUUCAAGUGCUAAUUCAGGAGGAGCUUGGGAUAAUGCAAAAAAAUAUAUUGAAAGUGGUCAAUUCUUAAACUCUUAAGGUGAAAUUAGGAAUAAAGGUUCUCAUGAACAUAAAGCCGCAGUUAUUGGUGAUACUGUUGGAGACCCUUUGAAAGACACUUCAGGACCUUCUUUGAAUAUUUUGAUUAAACUGUCAGCUAUUUUUUCACUUAUUUUUAUCAAAUUCUUUGAUUAAACUGCUUUUUUAUAAUGUAGUUUUGCGCCUUAUUCUUCUGGAUGUUGAAUUAGGUUAGUUUAUAUUAAUCUGAAAAAAAUAAAAUAAAAUUUUCUCUUAUAUUUAGUUAAAAAUAAAUAAAAUGUUAUUUAUUUAGAUUAUUAUAUUAAAUAGUUGUUUAUUUUUUUCAUCUAAAGAAAUUUGAUUAUUUGAAUAUUUAAAUAUAAAAUUAUAUAUAUAUAUAAGUGUAUUAUUUUUUUUAUUUAUAUUUUAAUCUUAAAAUGAUAAUUUUCAUAUUUAU